AUGGCGGAUACUUCGGAUCUUGUUUUAGUUGCGGUGGAUGAAUGUGAUCACAGUGAGCGAGCCUUUGAGUGUGAGUAGAAAUGAAUCGUUUCCUUAAAAUAAUUUUGUGAUUAAAUCUAAAAAAAAAAUGUUUAAGGCGUUUACACACGGACCAUGGAAAAGGAUAUAUUUUUGUGAUAUAUAUACAUAGCAACACACCUCAUACUAACACAGCCCCACACUAUACUGAAAUCGAAAUUUAUCGUCAUCAGCGGAACUCUUUCAAGUGUUUCGUUCCGAUUUAAGAUUACUUUAAAAAACAGUUCGGACAAAACAGAGUAGUAUUAGAGUGGUUCUGAAAGGGUUUAUAUCUUUUGCUGCCUAUUCUCUGACGCCAAACUCCUGAUCAAGAUACAUAUCGUUCUUGUCAUCAAAAUACUUGUUGACGAUGGACGGAAAGACACGUUCUUCUCAGUCAUAUGACAUCAGAAGUAGUUUACAUUUGAAGAAAUUAUAGAUCCUUGCUGUUUUCGGAAAGGGUUGAAAUUGAGCGAUCGUGAGCAUAUAAAUUGGAUAAUUUUGAAAAUUUCGAUGUAAUUUCUAGCAUUUAUGGGCUUAAAACAGGAGCUACAUUUAAUAAAACACGCCAAAAUUAAUGUCUUCUGAUUAAACUCUUGUAACAGUUUUUUCGAAGCAAGAACUUAGCUGAGAAUUGCUUCAACGACUUAAUAUGACCAAAGUACAGUACAUUUUAUUUAGUAAUACAGUUGGAGGGUGUUUAAAACACGGAAGCAUAAAAUGAAAAAAAAAAAUGUAAAUAAAUACAUGUAUCGGCUUACUCGUAUGUUGCCGGUUAAGUAACAAUCGUCGUCUAACUUACAGGAAUAUUUCAAGUAAAUUAUUUUACAUAGGAGGUAAUCUCGACGCUGCGUCCAGCCCUGAUCCGUGUACGAUGUCUUUUUCACGAUUAUUAACUCGGUAUAAAGCGCAGAUUCAUGUUCUCAUGUAAAAGUUUUACUGCAACAACGAAAACAGCGAAAUAGGAAUUGCCGCAAGCGGGACUGAGUUUAAAAAGGCGAAUUUUUUAUUACCAGAAUUGAUGCAAUUAAACUGAUUAAACUUUAAGUGUCCGUAUUCGUAAAUCUAGUGUGCAUUGUUUCAAACAGCGUUAUCAUAUAAUAUCUCUCAGAAUUUCGUGGCAAGAUUGAAACAGUGCGUGUAUUAUUUUUACUGGAAAAUGCUCGAAAAUCCCCUUAAUAUGCUUUAAUGCUUUACUUACAACAUCGAUAACUUCUAGCUGAAAGACUUUUUCCAAACUGUGCCAGUUAAGAGAAAAUUGAAUAUUUCUUUAUUAAAACAUUUUGAGGGGCAAAGUCUUUUGCCGCCGGCCUGUGUUUUGAUCCGAUGUAGGGAAAUUUACUCUUGCUUGCGGUAAUUUUUCCAACCGAGGUUUCUUGAGUAAUAAAUAUUUAAAUAAGAAAAAGAUCACAAAAGUGCUUAAUCCGCCCACUCAGUCAUUUAGGAGGUUGUUAGAACCAGACAGACUCUAUGAUCUCUAAAAAAAUUAAAAUACAUACAUAUAUAUAUAUAUAUCGAGCCUUGCGACUGUAUCAGGUGUUUAAACUUUGUGGCCUUCAAUUUUGAAUUUUUUGUUUCUUUUGUUAAUGCUAGAACGAACGGACCAGAAAUCAAUUUAAAAAAAAAACAGAUAAAAUAAUGAUAAAAAGAUAAAGCAGAAAAAACAAAUUCUCCUCAGCUUAUUUUUCAUUUUUCUCAUUGUCAAAGAAAAAGUUGCACAUCACAAUCACGCGUCUUUUAAAUUCUUACAGUGUUCCGCUGUAUGUAUAUCUAUGUUCCGCCUGUCAAAUUGGUACUAGUCAGAGCACGCUAGACUGGUCAUUCUAAAUCUCUAGUAGCCGGAUUGCGCGCUAAUGGCCUGUUUACACAGUUUGAUUCCUCGAUGGCGAAUUUACACGCUUUGAUUUAUGGGGCUGAUCUUUCCCUCCAAAGAAAAUGCCGAAUUGAAAAACUGGCGUAAAAUUGGGUCGGUUUUUGUGUUCACCAUCCAUUCACUUUAGAAACUGUCGUUAUUUGGAAAUUCUGAUAUUUUCACCAUAUCACUACGUACGAGCUAAAAGGAAAGUUUAGAGCCUUCGUGCUCAGAUAGUGGGGACCGCCCAAAGAGACGUGAGCAGGAAAAAACACUGAGAAGGAAAGGGUGAGAGGGGUCAAAAGAAAGGCCGUACUCUCUGUCCCCCCUCCCCCUGAGGCCUUUCUUCAGCAUUUUUUCUCUCCCCAUUCGGCUGCAUUUUGCGCUACUUUCUGAACUCCGGGAACAAGCAAAAGCAGCCCAAUGACGGGGUUUUUUCAAUGACGGACAGAGUUCUCUUCUUUAGGGCUUUAAUUCCAACGAUCCGACGAAAAUCUCCACCCCUUUCACAUAGAGUCCUCCCAAGAUUUAUUAGAUGCUUUUUUAUAUUAAGUGCUUGUGUUAAUUUUUUUUCAGGGUAUUUAAGUCAUGUUCAUAAAGAUGGCAACUCGUUGAUCGUGCUCUAUUGUCACGAGAAGCUGGAUCCACCCGCUUUGCUACGUAAGUUUUCACUUCUCACUUGAGCCUGCGUGCAGACGUCUCCUAUUUCGUAUUUCAUGCAACAAGCUAAAGAAGUAAGAGACGUCUGAACGCAGGCUACUGUCACUUUGUUUGCGCCUCUUAACGAUAGCGGUAACAUAAUUUACCUUAAGGCAUGGACAACUAGGAAAAUUUGAAUACUUUGAAUUUACUUUAUUAAUCAAAUCAUACUUUAUUAAUCAGAUAAACUUUGGAAAAACGAGUGCGAUAAAAAAUUAAUUCGCUACAAAAAACUUUAAAAAGACGAACUUGACCUCUGUCACUUAUGACAAACAUUCAAAAACUGAUAGUUAUGCCUCAAGAGGUAGUCCUCAUUAUCGUGUCACUGAAGCUUGUUAAAUAUAAAUUAUAGAGGCGGCUUUAACUAGUAACUAAGAGGCAGACUUUAAACAGGUAUGAAAAUUGAUCACAAGGAGAGUCAGGUAGACAACGGUCACUGUUUGUCUUCCCUAUGCUUCGAAUACUCGUUUGCAUUUUCUUAAAAUAAAUGAACAAAUUAUUGUAUUUUGCAAAAUUUAACCCGUAAUUAUGAACAUCACAAACUGUGUAUCCCAGUUUCACAUUUGGAGGGUGCAAGUAAUUCACGUGAAAAGUUUCCUGGCCAAUGGGGAGAGGAAAGGUACUUUGGUUAUGCUUCCAUAUAGCAAACACGAGUUUAAUGUUUUUAGAAAAACAAUCGCUAUUCUUGCAGAUUCCCAGCAUUCGGAGGAGUGGAAACAAACUUUGAGGGAACAUGAAGAAAAAAAGGACAGGGUUAUUGAGAAGUACAAGACAAAAUGCGAGCAAAAAAGGGUGAGAACAUUGACUGUUAUCAUUAAGAACAUACUUUUAAACAGUUCAUCUAAUCACCAGUUCUCUCUCCUCACAGAGGUCCCCGCUGGGUAUCCAAUAAAAGGGACCUUAAGAUCCCACGACGGCGACGGCAACGAGAACUUCAAAAAAGCAAUAGGUUUGAUAAGCAAAACAAGAAUUUUGCACGUGCACCACGCCUUUUUGUACAUUUCUUUGCCAGCACUGCACGACUGCGACGUGAAACUUCCUAAAUUCACGUUUUAUGGCGGAAGUAAACAAACGACGACAAAAUUUUCUCUCUUUUUUUGAACUUGAAAAUUGCUCUUAGGAAUUCAGAAUUCGCCAAUAUUUGACAAAAUAAGUGAGUUGCAAUGAUAGCGAUGAAGAUUGAAAGAACGCGAGCUCACUUUUUAGGCGAUGUUUUCGCCACCGUCGUCGUCCUCAGAUCUUAACGUCCCUAAAAAUAGCUUGCACGCGGGGGACGAUAGGGCCUCUGUCAUAUAAUGCAUUCAAGAUGGCGCCGGGUUUCCGAGGAACACUGGAGCUAAGUCGCACCCUCUUCAAUGUUUACAAAAUGGCAGAUAUGCUUCAACAGAUUUCCCUUUUCGUGCGACCCUUUCCCCUUCCCAUCGUCUCCCGCGCGCUUUCUUUUUUCCCCUCUACCCAGCCUCUCUACGACACGAAGAGGCCGCUGCGGAGGAGAGAGACACAAGUUGAAAGCGGCACUUAAGGUUAUACGCGGACGAUUCGCACCUACGAAUUUUAGCGCAACAAUCGGUAACUAGACUUCGACAUGCUUUAAAUAUAGCAAAAUGGUUUGCUCAUUGUCGCAGAGCUUCUUAUCAUAUCUAUUGUUAUGGAGUUUUGCUUUGACUGUACCGGGAGUCAUCUCUAAAGUUCUCAGUAAUUUAAUGUCAAUAGUCAUAUUACACGUUAGUUGGCGUUGAUACUAAUUUCUCAUUAUUAUGCGCUUUUUUUUUCAGCUGAAGGCAAAAAUCAAGGUGGAGUUCGGUAAGGCCGGAGAGACUAUCCACAGAAUUGCUGAAGAAGAAAAAGUCAGUUUUAUCGUAAUGGGAGGCCGCGGGCUCUCAACACUGCGGCGAACGCUUCUAGGAGGAGUCAGUGAUUACGUCAUGAAGCAUACCCAGAUCCCUGUUUGCUUCGUGCCAGGGCACGGUGGACAUUAA
This is a messenger RNA of Porites evermanni, 4587 nucleotides long. NCBI's taxonomy places the organism in Eukaryota, Metazoa, Cnidaria, Anthozoa, Scleractinia, Poritidae. The record is from the annotation of a GenBank genome assembly.